CGACUGUCAGCAAAACUGUAGCGUUAAUAAACUGCAUCAGGUGGACAACCGGGAAGUCCUGAGGUUUGUCCAGAUAUGGAAAGAUAGAACCAGUCAGAAAUGACUGGAGUGAGAAAUGGGGACCAACAGCCAGAGGAGCAACGAGGCGAAUGUCAACGCUCAGUGUGGCGAGGACAGUGCGAUGCCCAUUGUUUCUGUAAAAGGUUUGAAAGAAAACUGGCAGAGAUGGUCCAAUGAGCACCAGGAGAACCAGAAGCUCAAUCCCUUCAGUCACGAUACCAGACCAAGUGUAGUGGCCCUUCAAAGGGGACAGGAUGACUACGGGAGACCCCAGCAGGGCUCUCUGACUGAGAAACGUGGGAAGGAGGCUCACACACACAUCGGCAGAGAGGUCCAGAAGCUGUGUGAGGUGAUAAGGAACAUAGGGGAACUAAAAGAGGAGGAGGAUGGAGACGGCGGCAGGAGAAAAACGAUCAUGGUUGAAUUUGGGAAACUUUUUGAACAUUAUGUGACCAUUUCUAAUACCCUGGUGGGAAUUCUUUUACGAGCCAGAAAACAGGGACUGGUGGACUUCAAGGGGGAGAUGCUGUGGCAAGGGAAGGAUGAUCAUGUAGUUAUCACUUUGCUGGAAUAAGCAAAUGUUUGGGUUUGUUUCUAUAUCUUGAAUCAUGUUGUACAUAUGAACCCUACAACUACACACUGUAGAAACUGGAGGUGGCCUCAAUGACUUAAAUGAUUUAACCCUCAGAAAAAACAACCCAUAGCAAGCAAAGCAAUAUAGUUUCAUACCCAAAGAAUGCUUCUAUUAAAGGAUAUCAUUUGAUAAUUAUGAAAGAAAAUACUACAAUUAGGGGGGAAAUACCUGUCAGCAUUAAUAACUGAAACAUCUGUUUUCUGGAUACUUUUAUCAGCUGCUCACAUUGUUCAGCUGGGAUUUUGACCCACACUUUAUUACAAUUUUUUGUAGCUCUGCUGGUCCCAACACAACAAUUCAGUCUAGGUUGAACUGUACUUUGACUAGGCCACCAGAAGGUCUUAAUUUUUUAUUUUAGCCAUCCCAUGGUAUAUUCAUUGCUGUCUUUGGGAUUAUUGCCCUGUUAGACACACUAAACUAAGCUCUAGCUGAAAUAUAUUAUUUCUGACUAAGGAAUACUUUGGUGUAAAAAAGUAUUCAUUGCCAAUUCAACAUUCUUCAGAUGCAAUUUACCCAGAUGGGUGAUAGGUUUAACACAAUGUUUUCCAUGAACAACUAUCCCCUUUCUAAGAGAAGCAUGGAUGCACUGUUAUUUAAAUUUAUAUGUCUUCGUCCUUUGGUUAUUAAGUACGACUUAUUUGUUAAAUAAUUUAAUCAGUUGAUUUUGCUUGUUGUUUUAAGUGAUUAGAUGAGGAAAAGAAAAUCCUCUGCUUCCUUAAAACUCCACUGCUCUUUUAUUAUGUAUUGAAAGUAGAUGAAUGAGCAGCUAAAGUCAGAGUGUUAGAGGGGACUGAACCGACGCCAAAGAGAACACAAAGCCUGCCUGUGACAGAUAAUAUGGUGCUAUAGGAUGAACCUGAUCCGACUUGGCUGGAUGUCUCACGCUAUGUAUUUAUUACACAGCUGCCCUGUAGUUACGCUGUCAUGGUGGUAACACAUUUUUCCUGUGUCUGAACCACAGUUAGAUGUACAGUGAAAUCAUACCAGUCACAAACCCCACCAGAGAUUUAGAAAAUAUUACACCAGCCAUUAGGGGCAACAUUGUUUAUUCGUAAUUAAUAAAGUGCAUAUGUAUUGUACAAAACAUGCUAUAAUGUUAAUACUCUUAUAUUCAGUUCAUAUGUAGCAGUUAUGAAUGACAAUGCUCUAUAUUCUGAUGAAAGGUGAACAUGCGCUGUAAAUUUAAAAGCUUCACAACUUAAUGGUCUGUAUUUUCUCUAUUUUCUUAGUUUGAAUUCUGAUUCCAAUUAUGUCAAAGUAG
Messenger RNA from Cyprinodon variegatus (sheepshead minnow), 1955 nucleotides. Its product is annotated as actin-binding Rho-activating protein-like. NCBI's taxonomy places the organism in Eukaryota, Metazoa, Chordata, Actinopteri, Cyprinodontiformes, Cyprinodontidae. The record is from RefSeq and is a predicted model, not a curated record. Bases 116 to 634 code for a protein of 172 amino acids. Gene Ontology annotation, biological process: positive regulation of Rho protein signal transduction. The transcript is spliced from 2 exons. Gene Ontology annotation, molecular function: actin binding.